This is a messenger RNA of Saccostrea cuccullata (small rock oyster), 1521 nucleotides long. RefSeq lists its product as uncharacterized. NCBI's taxonomy places the organism in Eukaryota, Metazoa, Mollusca, Bivalvia, Ostreida, Ostreidae. The transcript has 2 exons. The coding region runs from base 1 to 1521 and encodes 506 amino acids. Gene Ontology annotation, biological process: negative regulation of translation; protein polyubiquitination; proteasome-mediated ubiquitin-dependent protein catabolic process. The record is from RefSeq and is a predicted model, not a curated record. Gene Ontology annotation, molecular function: ubiquitin protein ligase activity; translation repressor activity; protein binding.
AUGCAGGCUUUAGAUGAGAAAAAAGACAAAAUCACGAAACAACAAACUGAAUUAAAGGAAACAAUUUAUCCAACCUACGAGGACAUUGCCUUUGAUGUACAAAACAGAAUGAGUCAGUUGGAAACGGAAUAUGGAGAUCUCUCAACAGCCAUAACAAAACAGGGAGAGUACUCGCAUAGAGAAAUUGACAAACUUGUCCAGAAACUUAAAGCUGAAGUUGAUGAGAUGAAAAACACACAGUUAAAAACUCUACAGAAACAUCUGGAUGAAAUAAACAUGACAAUGUCUGACAUCAAAGAUGAAAUCAACCUAGUUGAAAUGGAUAUAGAAACAUAUGACUUGUCAAAACUAUUUGAUUUCACAUCAAAUGUAAAUAUAUACAGAAUUCUUCCACAAAAAUUUGCACCAUCUUUACCCAAAUUUACUCCAGGAAAAAUUCAAGGAGAAAAACUUGGUAAACUGUUCGGAACCUUAUCAUCAAGUUCUUUUACUUCAGAUAAACAUGGCUACAGCUUGAAGACAAAACAGAAAUCACCAGAAGCUGGAUCCUCUCCGCCAGUCAAACAGCUGCUUGAUAAACCGGAGAUUGUCACCACCAUAGAUACUGAGUAUAAACAAAUUUAUAGUAUGGCCUGUGUGAGUGAUAAAGAAAUCUGGACAAAGGGAUAUGAUAGCAUCAUGAAACUCUACAGCAUCAACCAGGGAUCACUACUCAAGUCAAUCAGAACCAGGUCAGGGAACAUCUCAACUGACAUUGCAGUGACAAAAAGUGGAGAUCUAGUGUAUAUUGACGGAAGGGACAGAACUGUGGACGUUGCAAAGAAUGAGAAGAAAGAGGAAGUGAUCAAAAUACAGAAGCACUGGGAUCCAAUUCGUGUCUGUAGUACCUCCUCCGGUGACCUGCUGAUUAUCAUGUAUAGAGAUGAUGAAACAAAAACAGAAACAAAAGUUGUCCGUUACUCUGGCUCCACAGAAAAACAAACCAUUCAGUUUGAUGAUAAAGGUAAUCCUCUCUAUUCAUUUAGUUAUGAUUAUUAUGGAUACAUAUACAUGACUGAGAACAGGAACUUGGAUAUCUGUGUGUCUGACUGUCUAGCUAGUGCAGUAGUGGUGGUCAAUCAGGCCGGGAAACUGAGAUUCAGGUACACUGGACAUACUCCUGCUCCAAACAACAGCCAAUUCACUCCACUAGGAAUCACCACAGACAGUCAGGGUCACAUCCUAACAGCUGAUAAUUACAAUAACUGCGUGCACAUCAUAGACCAGGAUGGACAGUUCCUUAAUUACAUACAGUGUGAAUUAUGUGGACCCUGGGUACUGUGUACAGAUACAAAUGACAAUCUGUUUGUUGCUCAAAAUAGCACAAGUCAUAUACUUUGUGCCGAAAUUAGUUUAAAUUUGUUGUGCAGUUCUCUAUGCAGAGAAGAGGCUAAGAUAUUUAAAAGGUUACGACUGAUUGAGAAUGGAAGACAACAGUUAGCAAUAGGUCACUUGAGUGACUCAGGUGACCUUAAAUCAUAG